Hyalella azteca is the source of this 378-nucleotide messenger RNA. RefSeq names its product KNR4/SMI1 homolog. The coding region runs from base 16 to 363 and encodes 115 amino acids. The transcript has 2 exons. NCBI's taxonomy places the organism in Eukaryota, Metazoa, Arthropoda, Malacostraca, Amphipoda, Hyalellidae. The record is from RefSeq and is a predicted model, not a curated record.
GGCAAGUAUUGUUUCAUGACGAAUGUUUCGUUUCUCUCAGUUACCUUUGGACAUCCAUCCAAGAGGAAGCGAGAAGAAGAACAAGAAGUUAAUGGUAAAAAUGCAAACAAGAAAUCGAAGACAUUAACUGAGGCGGAAAAGGCUCGUGAGGCGAAGCGGGCUUUGGCCAAAGAGAAGUUCAGGCUUCUUGACGCCAAGAGGAAGAGCAAGCGUCCGCGAUCGUUCCGUAAACGACUGGUCAAGAAAAUUAAGAAUGAGAAGAAACAAAGAGAGGCUCAAGCCGCUGCCAAGAAGAAAGAAGAACAAAAAUCGCAAGUUCCAAAACAAGCAGGGAAGAGAAAAGUUAUGAACAAUGAAAAAUAGAUUUUUCCAGCAGUA